Messenger RNA from Calypte anna (Anna's hummingbird), 5104 nucleotides. It is a transcript of the gene ZNF516, whose product is annotated as zinc finger protein 516. Gene Ontology annotation, cellular component: nucleus. The coding region runs from base 253 to 4158 and encodes 1301 amino acids. The record is from RefSeq and is a predicted model, not a curated record. Lineage: Eukaryota; Metazoa; Chordata; Aves; Apodiformes; Trochilidae. The transcript is spliced from 7 exons. Gene Ontology annotation, biological process: regulation of DNA-templated transcription. Gene Ontology annotation, molecular function: DNA-binding transcription factor activity, RNA polymerase II-specific; RNA polymerase II cis-regulatory region sequence-specific DNA binding.
CCCGCGCCAGUGGGAGCCGCUCGGCGGAUCAUGUGCAGCCGCCGCUCGCAUGCGGCGCAGGCUUCGCUUUCGGGCGGCGGGUGGCUUGGAGACCCCUUCCCCAAACCCUGCCGACGGCAGCGGAGGAGGUGAUUUAUGCCACCUGCUCACAGAGCACACGGAAAUAAAUCGGUGCUUCCACUCUCUUGAGCAGCUGAAAGGAGGAACAUUACCCUGAGAAUGAAGCAAUAAAACACCUCUCUGUAGAACCGUAUGAUUGAAAACACGGUCCAGCCCUCCUCUGCUGCCAGACAUGCUUUUGUCCUCCUGCCCUGCUCACCCAAUGUUGCAGUAAUACAGAUGGAUCAUAGCAGAGAGGCAGAAAUGGAGUUACGGAGAUCCUCCAGCCCGGGCAAGCUAAGCAGGAACGACAUGGAUGCCGACAAGACCAUGUGCCACAGCUGCUGCAUCUGCGGUAAAAGUUUCCCUUUCCAGAGCUCCUUGUCGCAGCACAUGAGGAAGCACACGGGUGAGAAGCCCUACAAAUGCCCUUACUGUGAUCACAGAGCCUCCCAAAAAGGCAACUUGAAGAUCCACAUCCGUAGUCACAGAACAGGCACUUUAAGUCAGGGGCACGAGGUGGAGAUGGGAGAGGCGCAGCUGGGGGAGAUGGGUGUUUCGGAGGGCCUGGGUGGAUGUACCAGCCCCACUAAAAGCACCUCUGCCUGCAACAAGAUCUUGAACGGUACCACUCAGGUGGACGGCAGCAAGAUCUUGUUGAGAAGCAGUAAGAAGGAGGUCACGGAGGCGGUGCCCACCGAGGAGGAUGGCAAGCUGACCUCCUACCAGUGCAGCUUCUGCAAGAACAAAUUUGAAAGGAAGAAGGACCUGGAGCAGCACCUGCACCAGGUACACAAACCGUUCAAGUGCAGGUUGUGUAGCUACAUGACCCUGAGGGAGGAGACGCUGUUAAACCACAUAGAGAAGGACCACAUCACAGCUCAGGUCCCCAACGGGGAGGUCUAUGCUGAGAACUGCAAGAGCGAGCUGAGUGCAGGCGAGUUUCCGUGCGAAGUCUGUGGUCAGGCCUUCAGUCAAACCUGGUUCCUGAAAGCUCACAUGAAAAAGCACAGGGGGUCAUUUGAUCACGGGUGCCACAUUUGCGGCAGGAGAUUCAAAGAGCCCUGGUUUCUCAAAAACCACAUGAAGUCGCACGGCCCCAAGACUGGGAGCAAAAACAAACCAAAAAAUGACUUGGAGCUGAUAGCCACUAUCAAUGACGUGAUACAGGAGGAGACGAUUGUCACGGGCCUCUCUCUGUAUGAAGUUUGCACCAAGUGUGGAAAUCUGUUUACAAAUAUGGAAAGCCUGAAAGCGCAUAAUGCUGUUCACUACCGGGCGCAGCGAGGUGGUGCUGGGGAUAAAGCUGAGGGCUUAAUUGAUACGAGCCUAAGCUCCUCGGUAACGAAGCAGGUUUUCUUGCAGUGUCUCAAUCUAAGGCCAUCUGCAGGGUUGGACAGAGUUACAAGAGGACAGCCUGGGAAAAGAGUAGCUGAGUUGGAUCCGGUCAGUAGCUACCAAGCUUGGCAGCUGGCCACCAAAGGAAAAGUAGUAGAGCCCUCGGAGUUUGUGAAGUAUGUGGGAUGGGACGAGGCCCUGGCGGAUGCAGAUGUGACGUAUGACAAGGAUAAGAGAGAGUACAUCCUUGUCAACCAGGAGAAGCGCAAGCGAGACCAGGACUCGCCCAGCAACCCCAAGAAGAAGAGCUGCACCGGGGGGCGCCCAGAGAAAACCGGCGGUGCCCCGCUGGCAGAGAGCUGCCCGAUUGCCCAGGGGGAUCUGGACUACCGCCCCGCCUCCCGGCAGAGCCGGCGGGCUGCCCAGAACAAGUCCACCGAGUGCUUUGAGUGUGGGAAGAUCUUCCGCACCUACCACCAAAUGGUGCUCCACUCCCGGGUGCACCGCAAGGAGCGGAGGAGCUGUGCUGAGGGCGGGACAGCUGCCCAGCCCGACCGCUACGGAUCCAGCAGCGAGGAAGGGGACUCAGGGUCUGUCAGCGGGCCCAGCACUCCCGGCUCUGCAUCCGCCCCGGAGGAUUCUGCCACCUCUGGCCUGGGGGAGGAGGGAGCCGAGGAGAGCUCGGAGGAGGGAGCAGCCGACCCAUCGCUAGAUGAAAAGCCAUACCACUGCAACUUUUCUGAAGAGGAAACCCAAAUGGUAACAUCUCAAUUGGAUGAGCACCCAAAGCUGGGAAACCGCAAUUCCAGAGGCAACGAGGCCAGGGAUUCUAAACCAGAGAUUCCUGCCCUGGUGUCAGCACUGGACAGUGUCAUCAAGGAGCCCUUUUUGAAAUACCAAGACUUCAAAGGUUCUGCAGACAUAAAGAUGCCAGCAUUUCACCACAGCCAAGGGCUUCCUUGCUCCAGUCGCAUUGCUAGCUUUGCUAUGGCCCCAGGCCAGACAUCUUCAAACUUGGUAAUGGACUUGAAAACAUCACUUGAAAUGCAGGCUUGUCACGCUAGAGAAAAUUUGCUAGACUUAAACAGGGAGCAUCCUCUAAUAGAAAAAGGUGCUGAAAUUCAAGAGGCAGCUCCACUUGAUUUGAGUGAAAAAUCAACAAGGGAUAAUUCAUGCAAUAAAAAUCUGAAUACAUCCUUGCAGGCUGCUUUAAUUGUCUACCCGUGUCCGUUCUGCAGUCACAAGACCUACUACCCUGAAGUCCUGUGGAUGCACAAAAGAAUUUUGCACAAAAUCAGCUGUAACUCCAUGGUCCCCCCUUGGGUUCAACAGAAUGGAUUCAAGAGUAUUAAGAACAACUUGGUCUUUCUGGCAAGGAGUGGGCGUACCGGCCCCCCUCCCGUUCUUGGUGGCAAGGAAUGCCAGCCUUUGCCUGUUGCCAGAUUUACUCGCACUCAAGUGCCAAGUGCAUUGCCAGGGUCCAAAAGCAGUUCCCUUUCUGGUGGGAUUUCUGCAAAGUCCGGGAGCACACACCAGUCGAAGGACGGUCACGCCUUCAGCCACUGUGGCCCACGCUUAUCCGGUCCGGAUGGGUACAGGCAGCCCAAGUUGAACCAUUCCCAGGAGCAAUACGGCAUAGCAGCACAACAAAAAAGUAAAUACGAAGCAAAUCCCAAACCUAUGCAAACAGGAUCCUAUAGCAGAGGUGUAACGCCUACUCAGACGGUCAUAUCCAGGCCUAGCACACAGCCCGCCCACAGCAAGCAAGUGGAAAAGUACAUGGUUCCCCAGGGAAGUACAAGUUUUGGCUCUCCAGGUAAGCACUGUGCAUCUGACACCAUGAAGGCCAAAUUCAGCCCUCUGCCACAGUAUCACCCUCUGUGUAAGAGUGAGCAGUACACUAAAUAUGAAGAUCCAUCAGUGCCUCCGAGGGAAUCUCACAUGAAGGCAGGGAGUGAGAUGAGGACAUUGGCAAACUGCACAGCACGAGCGAGUCCACUGCUGCAGCCCCAGCCCAGCACCGCGGGAGUUUCCCCAGCUUUACACUCCAGCAAACAGGAUCUGGGAUCGGAUGGGCAUGAGAAACAUUUGGACGUUUUAAAUAUCUUUAAAACAUACAUUCCAAAGGACCUUGCUUCAUUGUACCAAACCUGCGGUGCCAACAGCCCUGUCCUGGAUCACACAGGGAUGCUCAGGACACAAACACGCCAAGGAGACUGUGUCUGCAGAGAAUGUGGAAAAGGCUUUACCCAACCCAGUCACCUCAGGACUCAUCAGAGGUCCCACGCAGUGGUAUUUGAGUCUAAUGGACUCCGAGGUACUGAAGUUCACACCACCUCCGCAGAUGCCCCAAAACAAGAAGAAUUCAGUCCACCUAUGGAUCAGCUGGUUCAAAAUCUGACUGUCCCCUUUGCAGGGGAGAGAUCACGGCGGAGGCCCGGAGGUCGCCCACACGCUGCCUCUCCGGAAGGGAACUUAGAGCCCCGUCGGAGGAGCCCCCGCCGCGCCGGGGAGCAGCGGGAGGAGCGGCAGCCCCUCCAGCAGCGGCAGAGCUGCUGCCUCCCUGACAGACACCGCCGAGCCCGGAGCCGCCGUGCGAGACCGAAACCAGAGCUCUGCCAGGAAAGGGUGGGGGGAGGAGGAUGGGGGUGCCUCUGCGCUGUUAAUCAUUUUAAAACAAAUGAAGAUGCUACACGAGAUAUAUAUAAAUUGACGUACUAAUCAGUCCCCUGGUUCCUUAUUUCCUUUGUAAUAAACAGUGGAGUUGGCAAGCGCUGUGGCAGCACGAGGCAUCUGUAUUAAUCAAGAGAAGUUUGAGACACUGGAAAAAUUAAACUUUAUGUGAUUUGGACAGCAUGAAGAAGUUAAGCACUGUAACGAAAACCUCCCUGAUGCUCGCAAUGACUAUUUGAUACGUUUGAAAAACAGCGGUGGAUUCGAGGGCUGGAGAAGUAUUAAUUAAUGAGACUGCCACUGCCUGUCAUGCUGAACAGCAAAUUAAAAAAAAAACCCCAACAAAACAGAGAGAGGAAGAAUGGGGGGUGUGCAGGGAAAAGGUGGCAUUCGGUGCUGAGAAAGCAAUGCUUGAUGAAGGAUUAAAGGGACUAAAGAGAAAGACCGUCAUUCUGCAAUGGUUUGUUUCAUUACAGUUUGGGGACCACUUGCAUUUCUAGUGCUCUUGCUCUUGACUGUGCACCAUUAAUAGUAUGUGAAUAUGGAAAUUGAAACACUUCCAGAGAAAAGCUUCUAUUCUGCUUUGGAAAAGAAAAGCUAGUCGAACACUAAGAAAAAAAAAAAAAAGAACAGGCUUCUGUGUUUUACUCUCAGGACCUUUUUUUUGUAACAGGGCUACUUUCUUCGACCUGAUCACAAAGGAAGUCUUCACAUUAAAAAAAAAAAAAAAAAAAAAUGCUUAGCUGUCUUAAUGCCGCUGAUCCAUAUGUUUAGAAGAGAAAAGGUGUUACUGAACAAGUUCAGGCAGCCCUGGGCCCAUAAAUGAACUCUCUGCUCCUGCAGUGGGUUCAGCGGGCCAGCUACCAUUCCUCCUUGGGCUUGGUGACAUUUUGGAAAAACGAGGAACUUCUUUUGUGGUGGCAGGUUAAUGUUGAUGUAAACGUGUCAUGUCUUGUAUUUGGUGAUCACUGGUGGUGUUAGGAAAAAAAAAAAG